Megalobrama amblycephala (Wuchang bream) is the source of this 2055-nucleotide messenger RNA. It is a transcript of the gene jtb, whose product is annotated as jumping translocation breakpoint. Gene Ontology annotation, cellular component: midbody; membrane; cytoplasm. Gene Ontology annotation, biological process: mitotic cytokinesis. Bases 274 to 795 code for a protein of 173 amino acids. Lineage: Eukaryota; Metazoa; Chordata; Actinopteri; Cypriniformes; Xenocyprididae. The record is from RefSeq and is a predicted model, not a curated record. The transcript has 6 exons.
AUUCUGGUGUGACGUAAUCCUCUCCGUUUCACUAUGGCAGGCAGGCCCUUAUCUAGAGGUCUCUGUAAAUAAAGGUAUUAAUACGGUGUAUUCAGAGCUAACAGUCGUGUGUGUGUUUAUAUAGUGCUCGAUGAGUGUUAAGUGUUUCGUUGAUCCUCUCACGGGAGAGACGGUGUUCGGGUAAUAUGAUGUCGGAUACUUCACUGCUCUGAGGAAAAGCAACUUUGAGCUAUGACCCGCCAGUGAACGUCAGUUGUGUUACUUUCUAAGCGCAUGUGCACCAGAGCGAUGGAGAGUGACUGUAGGAUCCCCAUGUCGUGUCUGAGACCCCGGAUUCUGGCCCUGCAUGCUUUAUUUUGGGGCUUAGUGUCUCUCAGAGUGUUUGGAGCAGCUCUUCUUAGCGAUGAGAAGGCGACAGUUGCAGUGACAAAGGCAGUGUCAGCACCAUGUUGGCAGCUGGAGGAGUUUGUGGUGGCUAAAGAGUGCAGUGCAUGCGAAGGUUUCCAUUCAGUGAGUUUCUGGGAUAUGUACACUCAUGCACAAAUUAAGAAGUUUAGGAAAUCAAUACCAGCCUGCAGCCAAACAGGAUUUGUAGAAACGAUCAACUGCACUAAGUCUAACAGAGAAGAAUACAAGAGCUGUCGCUCAACCAAAAUGGAGGAUCUUCUCUUUUGGAAAUUUGAGGGCACAAUGCUGGCUCUCACUGUUGUGUUUGCAAUAGUGGUGGUGGCGAGGCAACGCUCACUUGACCGCAAAGCCUCUGACAAGGUUCGGAGACAGAUAGAAUCUAUUUAGUUGACCGGACUGUGCUUAAAGUUAAGGGUGUUAUAAACUCUCAGCAAAGAACCUAAAAGUUCAUGGAGGCUUCCAGACUUUAUCGCUGGUUUAUUCUUACUGGACGCACAAAGACAAAGCUCUGAACGGACAACUGACAUUACCGGUGGAUGCUGCUUCUGCGCAGGAUUUAACUUAAGUGGACUAGAUGUGAAUCUCAAGAACAUCCAUUCAAAUCAACAAACAGUAUGCAAGACAGGAGUCCCGAUUUUGUAACAGAAGAUGUACAGCUCUGCAUAUACCUGUUCUUUCAAAUGCUGUGAAGGUGGUGUGUGUAGACAGAAUAUGGCGGUGUGUGUUGCAUGUUUUAAAUACUCCUAAAGCACAUCAAGUAUUUUGUUACUGAGAAUGAACUGUAUAGUGAAAGUCCUGAAAGAAGGCAUCAUUUUGUGUUUCAUGGCUAUGGGUUUAAUGUUAGACAGGGUGAGUUUCUGUAGAUAUCAAAGUUUUGUUUUGUGUUAAUUUUGGAACGUGCUACACUUCCUGACUUCCUCCAAACUGACACUCAUCCAUUCAUUAACAUUGACAUGUUUCUUCUAGAAACCUAAAGUAGUUUAAUUAAUCUUAUAUGUGCAGUUGUCAUUUGUUAAAUCCUUGUUUUCAGUAUAUUCCUUUAUAGAGACUUCUAGGUGCUCUGUAUUAAAGUUUUAAUUUUUUUUUCGGUCAUUGUGUUUUACUUCCAGUCUUUGCCCUCUUGAGUGAAAACAGAUAUUUUAUAUACAGUUAUGUGAACAAAUGUCUUGGUUCAUAAUGCCAGGUUUCAAAAAUACCAGCUCUGUACUCGAUGCAAGACUGCGUUAUAGUGUAUUUUGAAGCUACCUGACUUGGGAUGAAAAUAAGAUUUAUUCAGUUGAACCUUACUCUUUCUUUUAAAAGCUCUUCACAGAAAAUUAUCAACAUAGUGUCAAUGACUUGUCACUGAAGGUGAUAUUGCAGUGAACUUAAGAGAUUUUGUGCCAUCAUGGUUUUGGGUAUAGCACUUUUCCCCAUUAAUUUAUUUAUAAUUCUGAUUGGUUUGACAGAGUAAUGCCUUUUUGUUAAGGCUGAUUGGUGUUUUUUUUAAACUCCACAAUUUAAGAAGGAAACCAUGUGAAUUUUGUCAGGCUUUGUGCCGUAGACAAUUUUAAUGAUCUACCUAAAAUGUAAAGGGUAUUUUCAUGAAAGAUGUGUGACACUUCCUGUCCUUGAUACGGAACUGAGGAAUAAAUGGGAAUAAGCAAU